CUCUUCUCCUCACCGCCGCGCCGUGAAGUGGAUGUUUUGGUGAGAAAAUACGGUGUCAAAAAAGGGACGUAAAUACCUUAAAAACAUGACAUUUCGACCGAGAGGAACCUAGAGCUACGUAGGAAAGUAGGGCGUCUCCGGCGGAGGUUUUUUCUGAUUAGCUGUGCACCGUAUUCCUCCGCAUGUCCGCUUUCUUCGUAGAUGGUCUCCGGCGAGCGUUGUCUGGCGGCGGACGACGAGUGGUCGACGAAUAAUAUGAAGGAGAUGAUCGGCGGCUGCUGUGUUUGCUCUGACGAGCGAGGCUGGGCGGAAAACCCUCUGGUGUACUGCGACGGACACGGCUGCAACGUGGCCGUGCAUCAAGCAUGCUAUGGCAUCGUGCAGGUGCCCACCGGUCCUUGGUUCUGCAGAAAGUGUGAAUCUCAGGAGAGAGCUGCAAGAGUGAGAUGUGAGCUGUGUCCCCAUAAAGACGGAGCCCUCAAGAGGACAGACAACGGAGGCUGGGCCCAUGUAGUUUGUGCGCUUUAUAUACCGGAAGUAGAAUUUGCGAAUGUUUCGACGAUGGAGCCGAUAGUACUCCAGUCUGUGCCACAUGAUCGUUAUAACAAGACAUGUUAUAUUUGCGAGGACCAGGGCAGAGAGAGUAAAGCAGCCACUGGAGCCUGUAUGACCUGCAACAAACAUGGCUGCAGGCAGGCCUUCCACGUCACAUGUGCCCAGUUUGCGGGGUUGUUGUGUGAGGAGCAAGGAUCGGACGCAGACAAUGUGAAGUACUGUGGAUACUGCAAAUACCACCACAGCAAAUUGCUAUUGGCUGAGGGCCACCAUCCACAGCUCACGGCCCAAAAAAGCUCAGCGCGGCCCAGUCUCGGGCUGAGUGACUGCAGCCGGCCCCCGACUCCCCCAGCACAGCCUCUGCCCUUUGACCACAUUAACCAGGCGCAGUCCGACUCAUCGCUCAGCCUCCUCUUAUCACCUGGAAUCAAACAUUAA
Molecule: messenger RNA, 993 nt
Organism: Notothenia coriiceps (black rockcod)
Lineage: Eukaryota; Metazoa; Chordata; Actinopteri; Perciformes; Nototheniidae
Product: protein AF-10-like
Exons: 7
Coding region: 202-993 (263 amino acids)
Biological process (GO): regulation of transcription by RNA polymerase II
Cellular component (GO): nucleus
Molecular function (GO): histone binding; nucleosome binding
Source: RefSeq, a predicted model, not a curated record